UGAGUAGAAAUCAUUUUAUCCUUUUCAUUCCCAAAACAUGAAGAUAACAUGUGCAAAUAUAUAACCUAUCCAGGAUUGCCAACUUUAUUUUUAUCCAACUCAAAAGCCAAAUCCUUAUUUUGAAUAUCGGCUUUCUAGAGAUUUUAGAAAGCUUACAAUAAAUUAGAGCAACAACUGUGGGUAAUCUAAAGUAUCUACAGUCACAAACAUUUAUUCAUACUCUGAUAGCAUUUUUUUAGACUUUAUUUGGUUCAGAGAAAAUACUGGUUGUGCAUAAUUCGAGAAACUCUGGGAGACAAUUCUUGAUAUUCAAAUUGUUCCUGCCCCAUGUGGAAAUAUUUUAGAGGUUUUAUGAGAGCUAUGCUUCGAAAGCUAUAUUUUGACAAGGAAAUCAGAUCAGCAGAAAAUCAACACUUCAAAUUGAUUUAUGAAAUGCCAAAGAAUUAACUUAAGCUUAAAUUUGUAUAGCACUGUCUCUGGCAUGUACUGAAAUAAUAAUGGCUAGAAGGCAUUUGCCAUAAGUGUUCAAUUUAUGGGAUUUAUUACAAGCUAAUCGCUGUAUGACAAGCAUUCACCUAUGAAAGGGAGAGGGCAGGAGAGGGAGAGAGAGAGAGAGAGAGAGAGAGAGAGAGAGAGAGAAAGUGAGACGGACUAAGAGAGAAACAGCCAGAAGGCUCUUACUGACCUAGUUCUAAGCUAGCUCUUCAGUUGCUGAGUACUGGCUAUAACAGGGACCCUUGUGAGAAGAGGCAAAGAGGCAGACAUUAAUAAGAAGAGAAAGACGAGGAUAGUAACAGAAACAGGAGAAGUUCAUCAAACUGAAUAGCAGCUGUUGACAGAAGAACCAUGUCUAGUCGAAGGGCAGUGAAAACAAAGAAAUCUGCCAUUCCAGGAGUGACCAUCGCACAAUUUGUGGAAGAUGUUCCCAAAGGGUGCACCACCCCUGACUUUGAGAGGAAGCCAAUUACCUUAACAUUAUCAGAAGGUAAAAACGCAAUUUUCAGAGCUGUGGUCAAGGGUGAACCAAAACCAGAGGUGUUGUGGAAGCGCAGUACUGGGAAAAUUGAUGAUCCUGAUAGAUACCAGACAACCUUCAUCCCUGGGACAAAUGAGUUUACCCUUCAGAUAAACAAAAUCACACAAGAUGAUGCUGAUGUAUACCGUUUUACGGCCGUGAAUGAUUAUGGGGAAGCCGCAUGUUCUGCUGGGCUCAAGAUCAUACAGGUUGGCUUCAAGAAGAAAGCAAAAGUGGCUCCUCCUCCACCACAGAAAGACCUGAAGAAAGAAAUUGAGGAUUUCAAAAAAACAUUAAAGAAGUUAACACCCAAAGCUGCUCAAAAGAAGGAAAUUGAUCCAGAUCAGGUCUGGCAAUUAUUGUUGAAUGCAGACAAAAAGGACUAUGAGAAGAUCUGCUUGAAGUAUGGUAUUGUGGACUUCCGUGGGAUGCUAAGGCAGCUUCAGGAGAUGAAGAAGGAGAGGGAGGACAAACAAGCUCAGUAUGUUUACAGUAUUGCAAACCUUAAACAUGUCAGAGUAAAUCAAGAACAAGCAAAUGCUUCGUUUGAUGUAGAGAUGGAACUGAAAAACCUGGAGAGCAGAAUUUAUCUAUACAAGGACGGAGAGAUGGUCAAUUUUAGACUCAAUGAUGACAACGUAAAGCAUUGCUUGCGGCAGGUUGGCAAAAAGUACAAUUUUAUUAUCAACGAUCUGCAGCCUGAAGAUGCUGGUGUAUAUCAGAUCAAAAUAGAAGAUGUAGAUAUCUUCUCCACUGAACUGGAAGCAGAAAACAUUCCAGUAUAUUUUCGCUAUCCACUUGAUGAGGCAAGAUGCCACGAGCAAGGAAAUGCUGUCUUUCAGUGUACCCUCUAUGAGCCCUGCUUCAAUGCUGUCUGGUUUCACAAAAAAAAUCAACUAAAGCCAAAUGACAAGUAUGAGAUCUCAGUCUCAAAUGAUGGCCUAACUCACCAUCUAGUCAUCAAAAACGCCCAGCCUUCUGACAAAGGAACUUACACCAUUGACAUCGGAAGGCGUACUUCAAGCGCCUGGCUUGAUGUUGAAUCUAAAGGAAAACGAAAACAGACGGAAAGAAUUAGUAACGAUAAAGAUGGUUGGCAGAGCAAACUAUCAAAUGAAGACCAUGCUAAGAAGCUUCGUCAAGAUCAUCUUGAUGACUCCAGCAUGGGCAAAGAUGGCCAAUAUAAGAAAGGCCAAGAUGGCAGUGCAGAAUUGUUUAGCCCCUUGGGAAAGGAGGGAUAUGUGGGAAAAGAUGGAAAGAUGAGACAGUUUUCUGCAAUAGGGACAAACAUGGCGGGUGAUAGUAAUCACCAGGUGGGACUUUAUGGUGCAGAUAGUAUAUCAGCGGGCACAGGCACGGAUGAAUUUAGUGGUGUGGGGGGAGCAGCAGGACUCAAUAGGAAGGAAGGUAUGCUAGGUUCCUUUGGUGAUCCCAGUGCUCCUGUGGGUUUGGGUGGACUUUAUGGCAGGGAAGGUAUGCCAGGUGGAACAGGCCUUGGUUGGUUUGAUAGUACUGGUGAUAUUGGUGGACUCUAUGACAAGAAUGGAAUGCCAAGUGAAGCAGGUGUUGGUGGAGCUGGGGGCAUUGGGGGACUCUAUGACAAAGAUGGCAAGCCAAUUGGAGUGGGAGUUGGUGGUGCUAGGGGUAUGGGGGGACUCUAUGAUAAGGAUGGCAGGCCAAUUGGAACAGGGCUUGAUGGUCUCUAUGACAAGGAUGGCAAGCCAAUUGGAGCAGGACUUAGUGGUGAUGUGGGCACUGGGGGACUCUAUGAUCAGUAUGGCAGGCCAAUUGGAACAGGUGGUAAUGGAUUCUAUGACAAGGAUGGCAAGCCAAUUGCAGCAGGGAUUGGUGGAUUAUAUGACAGAGAUGGCAGGCCAGUUGGUGGAUUCUAUGACAAGGAUGGCAGGCCAAUUGGAACAGGACUUGAUGGUCUCUUUGACAAGGAUGGCAAGCCAAUUGGAGCAGGAGGUAGUGUUCUCUAUGACAAGGAUGGCAGGCCAAUUGGAGCAGGACUUGGUGGUCUCUUUGACAAAGAUGGCAAGCCAAUUGGAGCAGGGAUUGGUGGAUUCUACGACAAGGAUGGCAGGCUAAUUGGAGCAGGUGGACUCUAUGACAAGGAUGGCAAGCCAAUUGGAUCAGGAAUUGGUGGAUUCUAUGACAAGGAUGGCAGGCCAAUUGGGACAGGACUUGGUGGUCUCUUUGACAAGGAUGGCAAGCCAAUUGGAGCAGGACUUGGUGAUCUCUAUGACAAGGAUGGCAAACUAAUUGUAUCAGGAAUUGGUGGAUUCUAUGACAAGGAUGGCAAGCCAAUUGGAGCAGGGAUUGGUGGAUUCUAUGACAAGGAUGGCAGGGCAAUUGGAGCAGGUGGUAGUGCACUCUAUGACAGGGAUGGCAAGCCAAUUGGAGCAGGGUUUGGUGGAUUCUAUGACAAAGAUGGCAAGCCAAUUGGAGCAGGGAUUGGUGAAUUCUAUGACAAGGAUGGCAGGCCAAUUGGAGCAGGUGGUAGUGGACUCUAUGACAGGGAUGGCAAGCCAAUUGGAGCAGGGUUUGGUGGACUCUAUGACAAAGAUGGCAAGCCAAUUAGAGCAGGGAUUGGUGGAUUCUUUGACAAGGAUGGCAAGCCAAUUGGAGCAGGAGUUGGUGGACUUGGUGGUGCUGGAAGUAUUGGGGGGCUCUAUGACAAGGAUGGCAGGCCAAUUGGAGCAAGUGGUUUUGGAUUCUAUGACAAGGAUGGCAAACCAAUUGGAGCAGGAAUUGGUGGAUUGUAUGACAAGGAUGGCAGGCCAAUUGGUGCAGGACUUGGUGGUCUCUAUGACAAGGAUGGCAGGUUAAUUGAAGCAGGUAGUAGUGGACUCUAUGACAAGGAUGGCAGGCCAAUUGGAGCAGGGAUUGGUGGUCUCUAUGACAAGGAUGGCAUGCCAAUUGGAGCAGGUGGCAUUGGACUGUAUGACAAGGAUGGCAGACCAAUUGGAGCAGAUGGUAGUGGGCUCUAUGACAAAGAUGGCAACCCAAUUGGAGCAGGGAUUGGUGGAUUCUAUGAUAAGGAUGGCAGGCCAAUUGCAGUAGGUGGUAGUGGGCUCUAUGACAAGGAUGGCAACCCAAUUGGAACUGGGAUAGGUGGAUUCUAUGACAAGGAUGGCAGGCCAAUUGGAGCAGGACUUGGUGGUCUCUAUGACAAGGAUGGCAGGCCAGUUGGGGCAGGACUUGGUGGUCUCUAUGACAAAGAUGGCAAGCCAAUUGGAACAGGGAUUGGUGGUCUCUAUGACAAGGAUGGCAAACUAAUUGUAUCAGGAACUGGUGGAUUCUAUGACAAGGAUGGCAGGCCAAUUGGAGCAGGCGGUAGUGGACUCUAUGACAAGGAUGGCAAGCCAAUUGGAGUAGGGGUUGGUGGACUCUAUGACAAGGAUGGCAGGCCAAUUGGAGUAGGACUUGCUGGUCUCUUUGACAAGGAUGGCAAGCCAAUUGGAGCAGGAGGUAGUGUUCUCUAUGACAAGGAUGGCAGGCCAGUUGGAGCAGGACUUGGUGGUCUCUAUGACAAAGAUGGCAAACCAAUUGGAGCAGGGAUUGGUGAAUUCUACGUCAAGGAUGGCAGGCCAAUUGGAGCAGGUGGUAGUGGAUUCUAUGACAAGGAUGGCAAGCCAGUUGGAUCAGGAAUUGGUGGACUCUAUGACAAGGAUGGCAGGCCAAUUGGGACAGGACUUGGUGGUCUCUUUGACAAGCAUGGCAAGCCACUUGGAGCAGGAGGUAGCGUUCUCUAUGACAAGGAUGGCAGGCCACUUGGAGCAGGUGGUAGUGUUCUCUAUGACAAGGAUGGCAGGCCAAUUGGAGCAGGACUUGGUGGUCUCUAUGACAAGGAUGGCAGGCCACUUGGAGCAGGGAUUGGUGGAUUCUACGGCAAGGAUGGUAGGCCAAUUGGAGCAGGUGGUAGUGGACUCUAUGACAAGGAUGGCAGGCCAAUUGGAGCAGGACUUGGUGGUCUCUUUGACAAGGAUGGCAAGCCAAUUGGAACAGGACUUGGUGAUCUAUAUGACAAGGAUGGCAAGCCAAUUGGAGCAGGGUUUGGUGGACUGUAUGACAAGGAUGGCAGGCCAAUUGGAGCAGGCAGUAGUGGACUCUAUGACAAAGAUGGCAAGCUAAUUAGAGCAUGUAUCAAUGGCAUAACUUUUUCUGGUGAAAAUGGAGUGCAUGGGCUGUAUGGUAACGAUGGCAUGGCAAUUGGUGCAGGCACUGGUGAACCUGGUAAUAUUCAUAAUGUUGGAGAUAUUGGUGGACAUUAUGGCCAGAAUGGCAUUACAGCUGGAGGAGUCACUAGUGGUGUUGGAGGAAUAGGUAGUCUUUAUGGCAAGAAUUUCCUAGGUGCAACAAGCACUGCUGGACCUGAUAAUUCUGGGGACACUGAUGGGGUGUAUGGUACAAAUGGUUUGUCAGGUGGAGUUGGUGGUGCUGGUGGAGUUUGUGGAAGCUAUGAGAAGGAUGGUAUGCUAGUUGGAGGUGAUGGUGCUGUGGGGAGAGCUAGACUCUAUCAAAAGGAUAGAAUGCCAAAUGGAGCAGCCUCUGAUGGAGUCAAUGGACUACAUGGCAAGGAUGGCAUCCUAAAUGGUAGUGGUGCACCUGGUGAUGCUAGAGGGUUUGCUAGAAUGUAUGGUAAAGAUGGUAUGCUAAUUGGAGCAGGAGGUUCUGAGGGAACAGCUGCAUUCUACGGGAAAGAUGGCAUGCCAGCUGGGAUAGGCCCUGGUCGUGCUGGGGAUAUUAGUGGGCUGUAUGGCAAAGAUGGACCUGAUGCUGCUGGCAGAUUAGUUGGACUUCAUGGAAGAGAAGGUAUACUGGGUGGAAUUGGUGCUGGAGUAGCAGACAGUGCUCGAGGAGCAGGUAGAUUUCAUGACAAGGAUGGCAUGAUAAGUGAAGUUGGCGGUGCUGGGGGAGCAACUGGACUCUAUGGAAAGGAUGGCAUGUUGGAUGGGGUAGGAGCUGGUGGACCUGGUGGUGCUAGGGUUGGAGCUGGAUUCUUUGGCAAAGAUGGUAUGCCAGUUGGAGCAGGUACUGGUGGCACUGGUGGAAUUUAUAGCAUGGCAGGUGGAUCCAGUUCUGGGGAAGCAAGUGACCUCUAUGGCAGGGAUGGUUUUCCAGCUGGAGUAGGUACUGGUGGAGCUAGAGGAGUUGAUAGUCUCUAUGGUAAGGAUGGUAUGCUACAUGAAAUUGGUGCUGUUGGUACUGGGUAUGGUGAAGGAGGAUCGUUGGGCAAUAGAAGAAGGCAGUUGUCAGAUUUAGAUGUCAGUGGACUUAUUUCAGCUGAUGCUUCAAGUGGCAGAGACAGAAAACGGAGAGGAGGAAGUUUGCUGGAAGAUGACAUAAGAGAACCACACAGCCGUUUUACUCAAGGUUUGUUUGAUGUCCAUGCUCAGAAAGGAAGACAAGCUGUGUUAUCUUGCAGCCUCAACAAUGAUCAGCUUGAGGGAAUCUGGUUUAAAGAUGGCUUCAAGAUAACAGACCUGGAUGGAGUCUCUAUUAAGAAAGAGGGUCAAUUCCACAAACUAAUAAUAGAUGAAGUACAAGAUAAGCAUGCUGGAAAAUACAAAUUUGAAGCUGAAGGUGUCCGAACAGAGGCUUCUAUAUUUGUUGAAGAUCCUCCAAAUGUCAACUCUGAACUUCUGGAAAAACUGAAAAAGGAACCUAUAGUAGUAAAGGCAGGAAAGAACGCUAUAGUGAAGAUCCCAUUUGAAGGCCAGAAGCCAAUCAGAUCAUCUUGGCUAAAAGAUGAGGGUGAACUUCUGGAUGAUGCCAGGAUCAACACUGAGUAUUCAGACAAUUACACUCGGCUCUGCAUAUCCAGUGCGAACCGGAAGGACUGUGGGGAUUACAAAGUGAAGCUGAGAAAUGAGAGUGGAAGCACUGAAGCUACUUUCAAACUGAUAGUGAUUGAUAAGCCACAGCCACCAACCGGACCCAUAGAAGUUGUGGAGAGUUCCACAAGUGGCAUAACCAUCCAGUGGAAGCCCCCCAGAGAUGAUGGUGGCAAACCAAUUCAGAGUUAUGUUAUUGAAAGGCAGCAAGUUGGCAGAAAGACAUGGGUGACAUUAGGAGAAACCACUGGAAACAGUACUAUUUUCACUACCAACAAAGUAGAACAAGACAAACGUUAUUACUUCAGGGUGAGGGCAGUGAAUGCAGAGGGUACCAGUGAAGUGCUUGAAUCUGAUGAAGUGAUGGCUGCUUCCAAAGUUUUUCCUGGUCCUCCUGCUCCUCCUAAAAUUAUCAGUGCCAACAGGGGUGCCAUCACACUCUCAUGGGCAGCACCGCAUAAGACAGGAAACUCUCGGAUCUUGGGAUACACAGUUGAGAAAAGCAAGAAAGGCAGCAAUACCUGGAUACCUGUCACAGAUUUGCCCAUUACAGAGAAGAAGUAUACAGUAACUGAUCUGAAAGAAGGAUUGCAGUAUGAAUUCCGUGUGGCUGCUAUUAAUAGUGCAGGAACUGGUGAAGCCAGUGCACCUUCAGAAGCUGUUUUUGCUCGAGAUCCCAUGCAGCCUCCUGGUCCAGUGAAGGAUCUUAAGGUGGUGAAUACUGACUACUGCAGUAUCUCAUUGUCAUGGACAAAACCAGGGACAGAAGAAGAAAGUCCUGUAAAAGGCUAUAUUGUAGAAAUGCGACACACUGAUAUGCUGAAGUGGACCCAAUGUAAUGCCCUCCCAAUACCAAUGACAGCAUAUAUUGUUAGAGGACUAAAACCCAGGGAAAUGUACUUCCUUCGGGUGAGAGCUGUUAAUGAUGGGGGGUUUGGUGAACCUGUAGAACUUGACAGUUAUGUCCAAACUAUACCUCCCAUUGUUCAACCCAAGGUCUUAGUAAAGGACACUGUCAAAAGCUUUAUGAUUGUAAAAGCAGGGGAUACCAUUCGUGUACGCAUUCCCUUUGAAGCUUCCCCACCUUCUGAAGUGCAUUGGCUAAAAGAUGGGCAUGUUCUCACUGCAAAGGCCACAACUGCCACAAGAGAAGGUGUGAGCCAACUUAUUAUACCAGCAGCUGACUUUUCUGACAGCGGGCAUUAUUCCAUUGUCCUGCAAUCUGAACAUGGGAAAAAAGAGACCUUCAGCUUCCUAGUUCAAGUUCUAGAUGUCCCAGAAGCUCCUGGCCCUAUACAGCUUGUUGAAAGAGUCCCUGAUACAGUGACUCUGAUGUGGGAGCCAUCCCCAACAGAAAAGAGAGACAGAAAUCUAAACUAUAUGGUAAUGAGACGUGACUCCAGCAAAGGAUCGUGGAAUAUGGUGGCUGAUCUGAUAUACACCAACAAGUGCACUGUUGCAAAUUUUGUCCCAGGCCGGGACUAUUUCUUCAGAGUUCUAGCAAAAAAUUAUAUGGGAGUAAGUGAGCCUUCUGAAACUGUGCAGCCCUGGAGCAUUCACAAAGAAAGGGGUAAGUUUGAAGUCAAGCUUCCAAAGUACAAGGGAAUCAACCAAAAACAACCUCCAAGAUUCCUUGUUCAACUGAAACCUCAUGUAGUGACUUUGGGAUUUGAUUGUUACAUGAGUUGUGCUGUGACUGGCUAUCCAUCACCUAAGGUAACGUGGUACAAAGAUGGCAAGAACAUCUCCAAAGAUCCAACCUUCUUCAGCAAAAAUGACCUUGGAGUCUGUUCGCUGGUGAUCCCAGGAGUUGCAGCCUCAGAUGCUGGCCAAUACAUGGUGGUGGCCACCAAUGAGCUAGGUGAAGCAAGUAGCAAAGCUGGACUUAGCAUAAAAGCCUGACAGCUCUACCUGGCACAGCAAGUGUGAGCAAAACAGAAGCUGUUAUUUUCUACACUUUUCCAUAACUGGAAAGCCAACUGAAAAGAUGCAUGCACUCCUGUCUGAUUCCAAUAGUUCUGCAAAGAACAAAAUACAAGUACACUUGCCAUAGCCUUUCAUGGAAAGACCACAGAAAAAGGGGACAGUAAUUGAGAUGGGCCACAGCAAGAAAAGUUAGCCAUGGAAGAAAAAUGAUGAUUUAUGCAUAUCAAUAGAGUGCCAACUGAAAAUUUGAAAAACCCAUAGAAAUAUGUGCUAGAAAAUACUUUGAACUAAUCCACUCUGAGAUCUGGACUGUGGGAUGUUCUGACUAUGUAUAAGGAAGUCCAACUUGAAGAUAUUGUGUGUGGAUGUUUUGCAAGAAGAGUUUAAACAUUUGGAAUUGUUCAGUUAAAGUACAUCAAGAUUCAUUGUAGAGAUCUCAUUUGUUCCAUACAUCAGUUUGGUUGCACCUGUUCAAUAUCAGUGAAGUUGACAAAUAAUGGAACUGGGAGAAUGCCACCCUUAUAAUAUGUGGGGUAGCAAAGACAGAUUUCAAAAUACAAUUAACUUUAAAGUACAAAUGAAAAUAUUUUUAGAAAUUCUAACAGCAUUUCCUUAAUCAACAAGGAUCAAAUAAGUGUUUGGGUGUUCGUUUAACAGCGGGUUGCAUCUUGAUCCUGCCCCCCAAUGUCCCAAUAAAAUUGAAGUUUUCUUGCACUCUGCAUUUUCACUUGAACUAAUAGCAGCUGAGGUUAUUAUUUUAAACCAUUCAGUGAACCAUCUCUGCAGAAGCCUAAUACAGAAUAGCAAAAAAAUAUACAGCAAGGUAGUAUGAAUAUGUGGUGUGACUUUUACUCCACCCUGUCAACUAUAAUUCCAGAAGCAGAUGGAUUAUAAAGUUUUUGCUCUGUAAUAUUAGACCGAAACAACAUUUUAUUCAUAUAUCUUUAAGUAAUGCCACAUUUGUUCAUGCUCAUAAUUAGUCGGGAGUCUGCUCCCAAAUAUCUGUCUCAAAUGCAUGGUUGUAGUGACUGCAGUGUGUUUCAUUUGGGAUGUAGGGAUCUGUACAAAAUUUCAUUGAGCUGUCAUGGCAUCAGACUGCUUACAAGAGGCUAAAUCUACCCAAGAAGUUAAAGUAAGGUAUAUUUUAUGCAGCUUUGUAGUUUAUGGGCCAAAGGAAUAUAAAAACAUAUUAUCAAACCAAAGCAAGGAUGAUCCUCUCUCUAAAUAAUCUACCAGUAAAGUCUUGAGCAUUUGAACUUGGGCCAGUAGUAUGGCUCAUCUUUCCUAGUUCAGGUUUUCAGCAGUGAUCCUCUUACAAGGUAAGAAGCCAUUUCAGCUAGAGAUGUGUAUGUGUAUGCCAAUGAUUUUACACUGUCUAAUAUGUCUGUUCUGAUGCUUCUUCAGUACACCAUUGUUGUAUGCGAGCAUUACUGGCAGGGCAAUGAUAUGAAAAAUUUCUUUUGUUGAGAGUGGUUAUAAAUCUUCAAGAUAUGACAAGACGAAGGAAUUCAGAAGAAAAAAAAGUUUCACCACCAGAGGGAGUCCUCCUGAGCAGAGGAACAAGUGCAAUAAAACCUUCCCAUAUCCAUAGAUUUAAUAUCACGAUUUCACAUAUGCACACUCCAAAAAUAUUCCCUUCUCACAGAAGUAGUGGGUCUUUGUAGGUUCUCCAGCCUCAUUCUUUGGCAUGUUUCCAGCCCAGUUACAGUCAAAAUAUAGGAUUCACUAUUAUCCAUGGAGGGGUUUGGGACAUAUCAUCCCACAGAAACUGUACUCAACAGGCUGAAAUCAUUUGUUGCUUUCAUAGAAAAAGUGAGAGAGAAAGGUGAAGGGAUUGUUCUUGCUAGUGCUUUUAAUUUUGUUUGGUUUUAAGAAACCAUGAUCUUUGGUGUUUUGACAGAUGAAAAAACUCAGCAAAAUCACCACAAAGAAAUUUUUAUAUGUUUGGUUUUGCAUGGCCCUAAAAUGUUUUUUUAAAUGAUGGGUGACACUUGGAGUGACAAAGCUGAUUUUAAUAAACUUGGUAUGGAAAAAUAA
Messenger RNA from Anolis carolinensis (green anole), 10818 nucleotides. It is a transcript of the gene igfn1, whose product is annotated as immunoglobulin like and fibronectin type III domain containing 1. The record is from RefSeq and is a predicted model, not a curated record. The coding region runs from base 847 to 8757 and encodes 2636 amino acids. The transcript has 24 exons. Gene Ontology annotation, molecular function: protein binding. NCBI's taxonomy places the organism in Eukaryota, Metazoa, Chordata, Lepidosauria, Squamata, Anolidae.